Molecule: messenger RNA, 1158 nt
Organism: Odobenus rosmarus divergens (Pacific walrus)
Lineage: Eukaryota; Metazoa; Chordata; Mammalia; Carnivora; Odobenidae
Gene: CCDC134
Product: coiled-coil domain containing 134
Exons: 6
Coding region: 11-691 (226 amino acids)
Source: RefSeq, a predicted model, not a curated record
GAUCUUGGAUAUGGAUCUUCUUCAGUUCCUCUUUGUCCUGCUAUUGUCUGGGACGGGAGUCCCAGACACCCUGAAGACCUCCCUGGACCCGAGCCUGCAGAUCUACAAGAAGAUGUUUGAGGUGAAACGGCGAGAACAGCUGCUGGCCCUGAAAAACCUAGCACACCUAAACGAUGUCCACCAGCAGUACAAGAUUCUUGAUGUCAUGCUCAAGGGGCUCUUUAAGGUGCUGGAGGACUCGCGGACAGUGCUCAUUGCUGCAGAUGUGCUCCCAGAUGGGCCCUUCCCCCAGGACGAGAAACUGAAGGAUGCUUUCUCCCAAGUAGUGGAGAACACGGCCUUCUUCGGUGAUGUGGUGCUGCGCUUCCCGAGGAUUGUGCACCACUACUUUGACCACAAUUCCAACUGGAACCUCCUCAUCCGCUGGGGCAUCAGCUUCUGCAACCAGUCGGGCGUGUUUGACCAGGGGCCCCACUCACCCAUCCUUGGCCUGAUGGCCCAGGAGCUGGGGAUCAGCGAGAAAGACUCUGACUUCCAGAACCCAUUUAAAGUAGACCGCCCAGAGUUUAUUUCCAGCACUGACCCUUUCCAGAAGGCCCUGAGGGAGGAGGAGAAGCGCAGGAAGAAAGAGGAGAAGCGGAAAGAGAUCCGAAAGGGCCCACGGAUCUCAAGAUCCCAGUCGGAGUUAUAGCCGGGAACAGCCCAGGGCUCAAGGGGCCAGGAGGAGACAAGUCUGGAGGAAGAGGCCGAAGCAUCGACUGGUGGUGAGAGCUGGCCCCUGUGAAAGGGGAAGUGGCAUUUGCUCAGCCCCUUGGAGCCGGCUCUGCGCCGUAACAGAAGUGACUGGGCCACAGAGGACUGAAUUUCCUUCCAGGGUCCUCCCUGGAGAGGGUGCCAAGGGGGUCUUCAGAGGAUGCCAUGCUGCAGAUCAAACCAUGUCGAGAUGCUGGGCGAGGCUGGAAGGAUCCCAGGCUGGACUCUCCCUUUGGGUUAGGACUGCUGGCCAGCUGGCUGCUGCCCUUCAUGAGGAGGGAGCAGAAUUGGGCUCUGAGCCACUUGUGGAAGUGCCGUGCCUGCUGCUGGCCCCACUGUGGCACUGAGCUGCCCAGCACAGGUCCCAGCGCCCUGCAAAGACACAGUAAAAGCCAGCAAACCCUC